AAAAUGCGAUGUCGUCAAGGAGAGGAUUUUCAUGAAAGUGUGUAGAGUAAGAAAGAUUAUUUCGAAUAGUUUAAUUAGAAUAACAAGUUUUAAAAACCACGGGAGUUAUAGUAAAAAAAACACAAAAAUGAUAUAGUUGUUAGUAUCUUCGUUUGUUACCUGGAUGAUAGGUGUGGAGGGCGUUAGUAAAAGUGUUAGUAGAGGACAUCGAAUGGAGAAGGGGUAGAAGAUAGAGACAGAGAUAGAGAGAUAGGUAAAGAUAAAGAGUGAAAGACAAGGUAAGAGAGAAAGAGAGAGAGAGAGAGAGAGAGAGAGAGAGAGAGAUAGUAAAAGGGGAAAGCAGCAUAAUUGCAGGUAUAAAGAUGCAUUUGGUUAAUGAGAUUGUAAGGUAUGUGCCAGCUGGAGUAACAAUACCAACUUCAUUAUCACCCCCAACACCAGUAUACCUGUGUGUUGAUAAUAUUAAUACAAAUGCUUCACCUAUCAGUAUUCCAUCUUCAAGUAUGGAGAUGGUAUGGCAUGGAGAAUUCGAUCGGCUGUUUUGUCAAUACUUCCCAGACCAAUGGCACCUCUUGUCGACUCAUUACCCACCAAGUAAUCGAUGGAGAACCUUUAAAGACAGUGCGAAAGUCAGAUUUUCUUGUCAGCAAUGUGGUCAUGGUUGGACUUCGAUGAAAGGCAGAGUUAUAUUUUGGUUUCAUUUGAAUUUCGCAACUAGUUCUGGUUAUGUGAUGUUUAAAUUAUAUGGCCAACAAUGCAUGCGAUGUAAAAAUGGUUGUUAUGAACCAGCAAUGUGGUACCCUGAAGAAGUUGUAAAAGUAAUCGGAAACGUGUACAAUCGAAUUGGUCAACUGCAUUACGGGUUUGUUCGUCCUCCGCUUCGAAUUGACCGUCGUGCCGGCAAACCUAGGAAUCAGCACAAUACAGAUCUGUGCCAAGCAUGCAAAGAAGGUUUAUGCAAAGAAGAAUGGUCUUUCUCUUGACACAAGUUGCAGCUUUAAAUGACAUCACAAUAAUAAAAACGACAACGUGAACCUCAUAAAAAAAGCAUCAAAAUAUUUGUUAAAAUGUAGACAUUUUUACUCUUUCAUGUUCGUUAAAAAAA
Octopus sinensis (East Asian common octopus) is the source of this 1105-nucleotide messenger RNA. RefSeq names its product receptor-transporting protein 4. Gene Ontology annotation, molecular function: olfactory receptor binding. Lineage: Eukaryota; Metazoa; Mollusca; Cephalopoda; Octopoda; Octopodidae. The record is from RefSeq and is a predicted model, not a curated record. The coding region runs from base 363 to 983 and encodes 206 amino acids. The transcript has 5 exons. Gene Ontology annotation, biological process: protein targeting to membrane; protein insertion into membrane.